AUGGCUUGCUUGGCAUGCCUUCUUGCCUUGGCAUUUGUUGCUGCUGAAGCACAACAGAUGCAGUCGAAUAUAAGCCAGGGCUCUUCUUUAACACCAACCACCAACUCCACAUGGCUGUCACGUUCUGGUCUGUAUGCCUUUGGAUUUUACAGGCAAGGGCAAUGGCUAUGCUGUUGGGAUAUUUCUUGCUGGAAUUCCCCGAAACAGACAGUCGUGUGGACUGCGAAUCGAGAUAAUCCACCAGUCUCCAACAAUGCCACCUUGCUCUUCACAGGUGACGGCCUUGCCCUGCCAACAACAGAAGGCCAAAAUUACUUGGCAAAAUCUUCUGGCUCUGCUUCUUAUGCUUCCAUGCUCAAUUCGGGUAAUUUCGUGCUGUACAACUCUGGUCGGGAAAUAGUAUGGCAGAGCUUUGAUCAUCCAACUGACACCCUUUUGCCCGGUCAACGCCUUUUAUCAGGAAACGAACUUUUCUCCGCGAAAUCAGAAGCUGAUCACUCAACGGGGAUUUUCCGUCUCAAAAUGCAAAAUGAUGGAAACCUUGUUCAGUACCCUGUAGAUACUCCAGACACCGGUGUUUAUUCUUUUUAUUCAUCUUCCACUGAUGGCGAGGGAGAGAAUGUGACACUUAAUUUUGGUGCUGAUGGCCAUCUCUACUUGCUCAACAGGAAUGGUACGAAUAUUCGGAAUAUAACAGAUGGGGGUCUUCCUACUGAUGAAGGAAAACUUUAUCUUAUGAGAAUUGAUGUAGGUGGGAUAUUUCGUUCGUAUUCACAUGAUUUGAAAAAGAAUGCAAUUUGGUCAGUUGAGUGGGAGUCUUCCAAGGAUAAGUGUGUUGCUAAAGGCCUAUGCGGAUUGAAUAGCUAUUGUGCCUUAAUUGAUCUAGAGCCUGACUGUAAAUGUCUUCCAAGAUUCGAAUCUGUCAACCAGGGAAAUCAGACAUCCGGGUGCGAGAGAAAUUUUGUUUCGGAUGCGUGCAAAAACAGGAAUGAGAAUUUCACUUACACCAUGGAAGAGCUGGAAAGCACAACAUGGGAAGAUGUUUCGUAUAUGAGUUUGAGAUUAUCCGACAAAGAUGAUUGCAUGCAAGGCUGUCUGGAGGAUUGUAACUGUGAAGCUGCGCUUUUUGACGGUACAAACUGCAGAAAGCAGAGGCUUCCUUUGAGAUAUGGUAGAAGAGACACUGGAACUUCAGACAGAGCUCUCAUCAAGGUAGGUGUACCUACAAAACCAGAUACAGAUCCUAGAAUCGUUCAACCAGGAAGCAAGAAAAAAGGUAGAACUCACAUCCUGAUUAUUGGUCUUUCAUUUACUGCUUUUGGAUCCAUUUUGUUGUUGAUUUCCGUGAUUGUGUUGUGGAAACACAAUGUCUGGGUAUAUAAAAGAAUGAGUGCUGUGAAUGGUGACCUUGAAUUGAAUGAGAGUGUGGCUCCACGACGAUAUGCUUAUGAAGAGCUAGAAAAGAUGACUAAUAAUUUCAAGGAAGAGCUUGGUAGAGGAGCCUCGUCAACAGUUUAUAAAGGGCUGAUUUUGGGUACCCAAAAGCCAGUUGCUGUCAAAAGAUUAGAGAAAGUUGCAGCCGAAGGGGAAACAGAAUUUCAGACUGAGAUCAGAGUUAUUGGGAGAACCCAUCACAAGAAUCUAGUCCGUUUAAUUGGGUAUUGCCUUGACGGAGCGAAAAAGCUUAUGGUGUACGAGUACAUGAGCAACGGCUCACUUGCAGAUGUGCUCUUCACCCGUGAAAGGCAACCAUUUUGGGAAGAAAGAAUGGGCAUUGCUCGUAACAUAGCACGGGGGUUUCUUUAUCUCCAUGAAGAGUGUGAUACACAGAUCAUCCAUUGUGACAUAAAGCCUCAAAAUAUACUUCUAGAUGAGUUCAUGUGUCCGAAAAUCUCCGACUUUGGAUUAGCAAAGCUGCUUAAGGCAGACCAAACUAGAACAACUACAGGAAUUAGAGGAACCAAGGGGUAUGUUGCACCGGAGUGGCAUAGGAAAAUGCCGAUAACGGUUAAAACAGAUGUUUACAGCUUCGGAAUUGUGCUGUUGGAGAUCAUAUGUUGUUGA
This is a messenger RNA of Prunus armeniaca (apricot), 2064 nucleotides long. Lineage: Eukaryota; Viridiplantae; Streptophyta; Magnoliopsida; Rosales; Rosaceae. The record is from the annotation of a GenBank genome assembly.